GCCCCGUCAGAAUCCAGAAGGGAAUCUUGGCCUUCAACAUGGGAAGUUUCCCUAUUAAGGAACUGUAUCUUCCUGAGAUUUUCUAGUGUCCUUAAAGGAUCAAGAUUGGGUCGGGCACACAGUGUGUGCUAAGAAAAGAAUAUUUUAUUGACUUAAAUUCUCAUAGAAUGUGAAUUACUUAGAGACGCUGACUUUAAGCCUCAGUGAAUACUUGCUGCAAGUUGGUCCAGUUCUCAGUGAAUAGCCAUGGGCCCAAAAAAAUAUACCAAGUUUCAUGAUAACAGACCAUCAAAGAUUGCGGGAAAUGUCUCUAUUAAAUUUCAGAAAAAAAUAGGUCCAGAUGGUGACGAGAUAUAUGAUACGACAGGGCAAUCAAAAUUUGUCCUUAAGAACCUCAGACACUACACAGUCCAUCCAAAUAUGGCCAAGUACUAUGAGCCUUUGAAGCCCAGUAAACUGCAAAGAUUCCUGACUCAAAGGAAUAAAAUCAAUAGUUUCAUGAUGAAAGUGACAGAGUAUGAUCAGGAUAUGACCUUACUGCUCAUGACCAACAACCCACCUCCCUGCUCCGUGGGCCAGGAGGAAAAUGAUGGUGCUCCAAAAUACUUUCCUCCGGAAUUCCAGCUAAAGGAAACUUGCCAUCAGCACAAACCCACCAAGAACUUCUGCCUUCUCACAAUGCCUCAGGAAAAGAAGUUAAGACCAGAUCUGAAGUCAGUCUUCCCUGUGAUCCGGAUAGGUGACCCUACAGCCAAGGGGCAGCAGUGGUUUAGGUUUUCCACUGAGAAUGAUUUCAAGACCGAAGGGAGGUAUUCCGAAAUCUAUGCUUUGAGGAAACAGAAAAAAAUGUAUCCUAAGCUCAUCUUCGCUCCAGUCUGCCAGAGAAGGGCAAAGGAAGACGCUUCCAAGAAGUCAGAGGGUGAGAAGCCAACUUCGCAAGUGCUCUGGGAACCACUGACAUUUUCAAAGCUCCUGGAAGAGAAGCCCACCAGAUGUGUGCCAGGAGAUAGCGUCUUUCGCUACGGGAGGGCCCAGCAGUGGGUUAUCAAAAAUGCCGCUGUCAUUAAGUGAAGGCAAAUCCUUCAAGUCCAACUCCUGGCUCUCCAAGAAACUGAGGAGGCCUAGAGAAGUCACCAACCAAAUAAAGUUCCACACUUGCUGCCUCAAA
This is a messenger RNA of Peromyscus leucopus (white-footed mouse), 1168 nucleotides long. RefSeq names its product testis specific 13 (gene Tsga13). The record is from RefSeq and is a predicted model, not a curated record. The transcript has 8 exons. Lineage: Eukaryota; Metazoa; Chordata; Mammalia; Rodentia; Cricetidae. Bases 247 to 1071 code for a protein of 274 amino acids.